UUGUUUCCCCAGCAGUGUGUAGGGGCGGCCGCGGGGCUCCACUGGCUUGCGUCUGCCUUCUCAAGUGUCGCCUAUUAUAGAUUGAUCCGCGUUAAACUCCACACAGUUCAGAUAGAUACGUGGUGUAGUGUUGUCAGGUGAGCUUGGUACCUGUGUGUGUGUGUGUGUGUAGCAGUGUUGCCCCGUCCCUGUGAGGCCUCUCCCUGCCCCUGCUGCAUCCCCCGGUGGACUCAGGCUCGGGGGAAAGCACGUGCUGAGUGAACUCAUGAUGCAGGAUGGAUACAGACUGUCUACAGGAAGAGAUUAGUGUUGCCCCAGAGAGGACGCCAGCAGUGAGCACCAGUCCUGAGCUUCACCGCCGGGAAGACAGGGAUGCUGGAGGGACGCAGCACAACACUCACCAUUGGAAUGGCAAGGGGGAGGGUGGGGAGGCAAGCACAGCAUCCCGGAUAGAGGCAGCUAAACGGUCCCUAGAGAGGGCCAUGAAUGGGGAUGCCACAGGGAGGAGUAGCAAAGAUGAGGAGGAGUUCCCAUCAGUCUCAGAAGUGAAGGCACUGAGGGAAGCUGGCCUCACCUCCUCACCCUCUCCACAUUUCAAAAGCUCAUAUGCCAAGUCACUGGCAGACUCGUACAGACGUGCAAGCAUACCCGUUGUCAUAUCGUCUCCAAAGGGACAGUUCUAUUUCAAAAACGAUGAAUUUUUGAGUUUAAGUUCAAGACCGGUAAGACGUGCAGACAGCAACCAUGAGAAGUAUCACAGCUUGAGUAUGAAUGGUGACAGUAGGGCAGCAUUGGGUCAGAACCAGGAGCCCCAGUCACUCCCUCCCAUCAUAGACUCACAUGAAUUGAAGAAACACCUGGAGACAGAAAAAAACAAGGGAAAACCAAUUCUCAGCUUCCCAGACACCAGCAUGUUUGGAAGAUUCCUGGAGCAGGAUGUGUUUGUGCCUCAUGAGAAGCUGCAGCAUAUCCAGGAGGAGGUUGGUGGCAGGCUGACCAAUGAGGACUGGAAUAAUCUUGGCUCCAUCUCCACAAGUGAUGGCAGGAAGCUUGUGAAACUGUCAGAUAUACGAGCCUUACUACGGCAGCAGGACCAGGAAGGCAGGACCCUGAAUGGCCACUCACUACUCACUGGUUCUGGAAAGGACUCACAGAUGGAGAGUCUGAUGGUGGAGCGUGGCCAGCUGGGGGACAGAGUGGACCAGCUGUGCCGUGUGCUGGCUGACCGGGACUCCACCAUUCAGCAGCUGGAGGAGGACCUGCUGCGAGUCAGAAUGGAGUGCCAGCGUCUGAUGGUGGACAACCGCAGCCUGAAGAGUAGUGUGGGACCAGCAGCGAGCCAGACACAGCCUGCAGUGACAGACUCCUCCCCACAGGUGUCACAGCUGCAGCAGCAAGUGCAACUGCUUACUGCACAGCUCAAUAAGGCAGAGCAGAGCCGCCACACAUACGAGGCGGCCACCAGGCAGCUCGUGGAUUUCCUUCAUACUGUAAACUCCACCCUGAACAAUGCCAGCCACCUGCACCCUGGCCACAGCCCCACCAUCAGCCCCACCUGCUCCCUCAACUCCUCCGCCAGCACCACCACCACCAAGACCUCCUCCAGCGUCCCUGCCGAGGCUGAGGAUGACCCGCCCUAUAGGUUGGGUCGGCCCAGCACGCCGCCAGUGGACCCGCCCGCCUCACACUCUACGCCUGCACACAGGAGGAAUGCGGAGGCCAUGAAGAAGGCAGGCAGUGUGUGGGCGCUGCCGACUCAUAACUAUCAGCUCAAAAAGGUGAGCCGGGCUGCCAGCACCCACUGUGUGGCGACUGCUGCCUCAAGCUACCACAGUGAGCCCACAGCAGCAGCAGCCGCCUCACCAGGGCACGAGAGGACAAGGCCACUCACCACGGACUUCCUUGCCUCCCGCGCCAGGGAACUCCUUGCCUCACUCAAGUCUCUCAUGAGAAGUGACAGUGUUUUGAAGCUCAACUUGGAACCAAAGAAAUCCACCAGUGGGAGGAACAGACACAGCAGCAGCAGGAGCACAAAGACUGACACCACUCCCACACCAGACACCGAGACACCAGCCAAGACCCCCACCAUCAUAACAAACCCCCAGAGUGAAGAGGCUGAAGGCUGCAGGAGACCCACCACCCUCAGUUUGCCCGGCAGUGUAGCAGGGAGGGAGAGAACCAAUGCAGUGCCGAGCGAAACCAAUGCUAGUCCGACAGUAAGUCAAAACCCUGAUGCCGCGAGUACAGCCACAACGCCACCCCCAAGAAUUGGAACGGGUAAGACCAGAGAAGACACACUCCUAGCCCAGUCAUCUGCAGUGAAUGGCAACCCACAGCCACUCAGCCUCAUGGUGGUAGGUGAACACCCCUGCACCCCAGGCGACAGCCGCUUCUCUUCCCUCCCAAUCCGCAACCACCUCUCAAGAACUCUCACUGACGCGGACCAACGGCUGGUGUGGGUGUAACUCAGACCACGGAUGUUUGGUGAUGGUGGUGGUGGUGGUGGUGGUGGUUGCCUCUCAUGCAUGAAUUUCAAGGGGUGUGGAUGGUAAACAUGUCUAAGGUGCAGCAUCCUUACCUGAAUCUCUCAGUCUUAAGGCUGCUUUGGUGUUUAACAUUUAUGGGUACCAUUUUUUAUCUCCUAAUUAUUGAUGAUGUAUUUAUUUUCACUAUAUGACCUUUGCUGCACACAUAGAGCUGUCUGUCUGUAUGUAUGGUGGGAUGACGUCCCCCAGAGGGGCAUUGCUGAGAUCUGGAAUACAAUUUCAGAAUUUUUCCAUCACAACUGCAAUGUGUGCCCAGGCCAUGUCUCUCCCACCACAGAGGGACUGGUAGUUGUUACUGUUUGCAGGAAGUGUUCUUUACAGCCAGUCAUUGUCUCCAGUUGGUAGUGGGUUGUGGAACUUCAGGUGUCUGUUAGGAAAAUUAAGUGUGUGCUUGUAAAGUUUCUAGAAUAAUCUUAGGUAAAGUUAUCCUCAUUCAGUCUUUAAAUAUUUGUGUUUGGCAAAAGAAUCAAUGCUAUUCAAAAUUGAGGUUGAAACAGAAGAUAAUUGUGCUGGUGCUCCUCCUCUGUGUCUUGCUUCAGUGCUGGAGGGUCUCAGCAGGGGUGACUAGCAGAAAUGCUGUCAAGUUGUUGCCUUCAUCUCUUCACUCAGUACAUUACUCUUCACUCUCUCAUCCUCUGUCUGUCCUCAUAAUAAUGUGUCAUUCUGCUAUCAUUUAUAUUCUAAAGUCUCCCACUCAUUUUUCUCUUUUUUACUCGCAAACAUCUGAAAAGAAAACGUCUAACCUUUCUAUCCUCUAGAUACAACUUUGCCCUCCCUUAUUGUUUUUCUUUUCUUUCUGCAUUUCUAGAAUUCCCUAAGUUUUAGAAGAUAUUUGUUCACACUUACUUCACACUCUUUUUUUCUACUAUGGACAUUCAGUUUCUCAGUGGCUGACCAGCUUUCUUAUUUGAGUUUUAUAUUCCCUCACUUGAAAUAAGCAAGGGAAAUAUGAGUUGGGAUUGAGGUGACUAAUGCUUCAUCACAAAGACCAAGAAGAAUUAUUUUUUUAACAUUUUCAGGUGACAUUCUUGUUUGUCUCAGUCAUUACAAAUAAUUCAUUGGCCAGUGAGUCACAGAGGAGUACCAGACUCUUUUGAGGUAUUGAUCUUCACUUGCACUUAAUGCAGUUCUCAGCAAGUCUGAUGUUCUCAUGCUGGGUGAAGGUUUUAGAAUAUAUAUUUCAACUGGCAUCUGAAAGUAUUGCAUACCUUUUGUACUGGAAGGAAGAAGGAUUAGGAUGGACAAGCUAUUGCAAUGGGACAGCCAAGAGCACAGACUGUCAAAGGCUUGUGUACUUAUUGUGUCUUCUUUAUGAAACUUCCAGAGCAGCUGAUGUCUUCUCUUCUGAUGGUGACUUCUGAACCUCAAUUCAGACCAACUUCCAGUGACCUUAUAUACUUUACAUGUUUUUGGUUAUAGACAAAUGUAGGAGUAUUUAGUUUCCCUAAAAAGGAACAUGUUGUAUGACCACAAGAGAUCGACCAUGUACACUGUUCUUCGCAGCCAAGCCAAGGUGUGAGAACUUGUCAGUGAGGAUUUAAGUGUCUUAAUGGUGGUGUGUUGUGUUGGUACUUGCACUGCACAGCUGCUGGAGAAAGAUGGGAGGUGCUCAGACACACCCAUGUAUUGCUUUAGGUGAUACAUGAGCUUAAGAUUAAUUUCUUAAAAAGAAAAUUAUACCUACUGUAUGUUUUUCGUGUAGUAUGGCUGGCCAUUACCCACCAGUAGCCAAAUUCUUGCCUAUGUGUGCUUCAGUACUUUCUUGAUCAGCUGUGCUGCAAUUAUUCCUUACCAGUAGCUUUGUGAAACACAUUAAGUUUUAUCAUGCUUGAUAUGAUGUUCAGCAAGAACUGAUUUUAAAACAAAAGGAUCUACAAUUAAUAUGUAGAUUACUUCAUAAUUUCAUUUAUGUAUUAUAUUGUGUAACUGUGUAAGUAUGUCAUUCUAAGACACACUUGGUUUAAUGUCAUUACAAUUCUGUAUUUAAAUCAGUUCCUGCUUCUAUACCAAAGAUAUUGUCUGGUGAAGUCUGGUUUAGGCUUUUUGCUGCUGAGCCUGAAGUGUGUGAGAAAGAUCAAUGAUGUGUUCAUUGUAUUUUCAUGCAGUAAGGCAACCUACACCAUCACCAAGGACAAGAGGCAAGGUGUGUUUUAUGUCUACUCACAUAGGGAACAGAACAGUUGUGUACACACUACUAAUCAAAUAAUUGGACAUGUCCUGUUCUCAUCAGUCAUUCAUAUAAUGGGACUUUUUCUGAAGGAGAGGACCUGCUUGUAGUAGAAUAGUGAAUAUUGUGAGAUCUGAUUUAACAUAAGCAUUACUUCUAUCCAUAUCAUAAGCACAGACAGCACACAACUUUAGCAAACAGUAAUGAUGUGAGUAGUGGUACGUGGUGCUGCUCUGAUGUCGAGCUUACACCUUGGCCUGCAGACAGAUGAUGGGCAUUAGCAGCCUGCCGAUAUGACAAGAAUCAUGAGUGUCAGCCUCCAUUAGGAGUGUGUGUUUGUGUGUGUGUGUGCACAUGUGUGUAGAAGUUAGAAUGUAUUAAAGGAAUAUGUACAAUCAUCGGUAUUUGAUGCAGCUCUGUUCAGUCGUCCCAAGGAGUGAUGUCACAGUUCAGUGAAUUUUGUAUCAGUAAACAGAGUAGAAAUUGAUAUGCAGACCAUCAAGCUGCUUUGCAUUCAGAGUUCUGCAAAAACCAAGAAAAGCUGAGAUGCAGUAGGUGGAGUUAGUUAUCAGAUGCCUCCAGACACAGAGUUUUUGUACAAAACAUUGUGUAGAGUAAAGCAUCACUUCUUAGGGCAAUUGUACAUGUUAUCUUUUGUCACUAAGGACAUGUUAUUUUUAAACUGCAGUACUGAAUGGGCAUUAGUGUUUACUGAUAGAAAGUCGUUUGUGUUCAUUUGUUUGUUGUGUUGAGCAAGGUUAUAAUAGGCAGGAGAGGAAGGUGGUGUGUGUGUGUGUGUGUGUGUGUGUGUGUGUGUGUGUGUGUGUGUGUGUGUGCGCGCACCCCUCUCCCUUGAAGACUUUGUAAGGAAGAGUUGUUGAUCCCAAGGAUUGUGUCUUUAGUCACUGAUAUCAGUCUGCUCCACAAGAAAACCUCUGAGUGUUGUAUGACAACAUUGGUUUGGUAAUUAUGGAACAUUGUAUAUGUAUAUUUAUUUGUGAUGGAAUGCUUUGUUUUUAGGAGUGACUUGGUUGUUUGGUGAUGAGCUGGUGGUGCAUGCAUCAAGAAGUGGAAGUCUCUUUAUGUAUUGCUUUGAAGGAUAACCUAUUCUUGAAUCUCCAUCAUGGUGUCUGAUGAGCUAUUCAAUAAUACUGUAGUAGAGUACCUCUUAAGAAUUCAACUCUGCAAUAACCACAGACACAAAGCUUGUAGGGACCCACUAAGCUUUCUGAUCCGUCCAUAGAUUGUAGUAUUCCUAGGGUGCUGCUGAAGUGCUUUAUUAACAGAGAUUAACACGUCAUCACUUGAAGGUUAUGUCUGACACAAACAUUUGUGCUGCACAGCUCCUAUGCCGUCCUUGUGGCAUGUAUGCCUAUCUAACAGAGUACCUAAGCCUUGCCUGGUGAGCUUCUUGCCAGAUCCGAAGUGAAGUAACAAAUCUGGCAUAUGUUCCUUUUAUUUAUUUUCUUUUUAUUCCUCCCACCCUGUCUUUCCCUGCACUAUGUGACAUUUUAAGUUUUUAGUUGUAUUUUCUUUCCGUGACAUUAUGAGUGGCGGUGUUUGUGCCUCAGUUGUGGGUUGUGUCUUAAAAUGGAAGCUAAAGUUGAAAAGUCAGCAAAGUGCCGUUAGUGGGAAUCAGUCAUGAGCAUCUGUCAUGGAAUUUUUGUACUGUGAAUCACGUCCUGCAGCAGGUGUGAGGAGGCAGGGCCAGCACUGUCUGGCAUAAAGAUUGGCCAUUUGAUCCUUCCCAAUGUUUUGUGUAAGGGUAGAAAUGGCGCUCUUCCUUUGACCUCAGCAGAGCCACAUAACCUUUGUAGGUUAGCCUUUGAAAUCUCGUUUGACCGUGUACAGCAUCUCGUACAUGCUCUACUGAGUUUAUAAAUUCAUGUUUGUAAUAUACGGCAAACUAGGAAAAAAAAAUAAAAUAAAUAAACCUCUUUAUGCUGUAUAGGAAUCUCCAUAGAUACUUUGUCUAUAUAGAAAAUGCUAACUGGUAGUUGAAAUACAUGCUUGUGUAAAUGUAUAAAGUUAAACUAAAGACAACAAUAGCAGAUUUUGAACAAUUAAGAUAGAUAGGCAGAGCUGUAGAUGCCGAGUAGAGCAGCUCUGUCCAGUCAGCAAAUGUAGAGUGAAACAUUUGUCUGCCUCAGCCAGCCUGGGGGACUUGCAGCGUGUGAUCACAUCUUGUUUAGUCAUACUCAGCUAACAUGCCCCACUCACUCCCAAUGUAUUUAGUGUUUUUCCUCAAUCUCGAUUCAUCUGAUAUGAGAAUGUAACAAAACCUGACGAGUGACAGAUUCUCAGCAGAUCAGAGAUACAGAGUGAGGGAAGAUGCUAAACACAAUAGAAGAGUGACAGCCUGCUGGCCGCGUGGCCAUGACUGCCUCCCUCGCCAGAAAGUGGUGCAAGAAAAACUACAUUGAGAUGGAGUCAUUCUCAAUUCAGUUCAAGGAAAUCUUUACUUUUUUUUUCCCAUGUGUUCCUUUAUAUCUCAUUUUGGCUUAUUCAAAAUUCAUAUGUGAAAUAUGUUAUUUUGAUGCUUGUUUUGAGACUAUUUAUUAGACUACUUAACCAUUUUAAUGACUAUACUACGAUAACAAUAGUAUAUUACAAGUUUGCCUGUGCAGCUAACAUUUGUAGUGAAUUACUUAUUAUCAGGUAGACAAUGAUGCACUGUACUAACACGAGCAUGAGUAUUGAUUGAUUGUAACACUCCCCAGUACGUACUGCAACACCUGUAGUGCCAGAACUGACAUUAACCAACGAUGCUGCAAUUAAGUCCCAGCGUGUUAAUUGUCCAGUGUGUUCAAUUUCCUGAUUGCAGUAUUUAUUGUGUAUUCUGUUGUGGUAUUAUCCUUGUAUGACCAUUUCCACUGUACCAGCUGUCACCGGCUGCGUGACUGAAGGGAAGGUGUGUCUGUGCUGCGUGCGUUGUUUCGUAAUGUCCCUUCAGUUUAGGAAUGUUUACGUGACGGUGGCGUGACGAUUAGUAUUAGCAAACCUUAUGGAUUCAGUCACUGUUCAUAUGCAGCUUGCCUCGUGCAUUAUAGUAUUUAGUGACAGCAGCGCGGGCAUCAGGGCCAGUGCCACGUCCACGGGGUAAAUAAUAUGCGAGGAUUAUGAAAUCCCAGAAAUCGGAUGUGCCUGGAAAAAUAACUGACGUCAGACAGGUUUCCUCAUCGCCUGGUGGGGUCCGACACAGUACGGGGGUGUCUCGGUGACGCGACGCCUCACGUGUUGCAUCCUUCUCUAGGAGGAUCUGAGUUUGAAUAGUAUGAGGCGUGGGCAUCAACACUUACUGCGUUACAAGACACCAGGUUAAUGCUAUGCAUCCAUUGUUGAGAUGACAGUGUUGCCACCUCGAUGCGGUCUUCGCUUCCCGCGGAGGUGAGGCAUUUCAUAUUCACGCAAGACUCGGCGGCCUCUCGCGCCUUAGGUUUCUGCACCACAAAGUCAGGUCAGCUUUAAUUGAAAAAAGGGGGGAAAAAUCUGUACCGCCACCGGGGAGGCGCCCAGGAGGUGAGGUGCGUGUCCGCGAGAGGCGACCAGUCUUGCCGGUAUUUUAGAAAUGAAGUCAGUAUUUUUUUAUAGUAUUCGAAAUUAAAAAUUAAAGAAAA
Messenger RNA from Portunus trituberculatus (swimming crab), 8330 nucleotides. RefSeq lists its product as uncharacterized. The transcript is spliced from 10 exons. Lineage: Eukaryota; Metazoa; Arthropoda; Malacostraca; Decapoda; Portunidae. The coding region runs from base 276 to 2465 and encodes 729 amino acids. The record is from RefSeq and is a predicted model, not a curated record.